This is a messenger RNA of Osmia bicornis bicornis, 7610 nucleotides long. RefSeq names its product gamma-aminobutyric acid type B receptor subunit 2 (gene GABA-B-R2). NCBI's taxonomy places the organism in Eukaryota, Metazoa, Arthropoda, Insecta, Hymenoptera, Megachilidae. The record is from RefSeq and is a predicted model, not a curated record. The transcript is spliced from 19 exons. Bases 1552 to 5592 code for a protein of 1346 amino acids. Gene Ontology annotation, molecular function: G protein-coupled GABA receptor activity. Gene Ontology annotation, biological process: gamma-aminobutyric acid signaling pathway; G protein-coupled receptor signaling pathway. Gene Ontology annotation, cellular component: G protein-coupled receptor heterodimeric complex; membrane.
CGCAAGACCAACCCUCCAUUCGCGCUGCAUCCGGCGAACGUGACUGGUCGUCGCGUUUCAUCCUCCACCGCCGCGGAACGUUCGGUUUUUCGUCUCUGCUGCUCCGCCUAUCCCCAUCUCUCUUUUCCAUUUUUACACUUCAAUUCAUUUAAAUCGAGUCUUUUGAGCCGGGUUCCACGAACGUGGCCGUAACAGACGACGUGGAAAGUCACCACCUAUCGACCGCCGUCACUGACCGCUGGUCCCCGUCUUUCGCUUUUUUUUUCCCUUCCUAACACCACCUUCUUCUUUCGCUUAUUCAUCAUUUCCAUUCGAAAUUUCCUUUUCGUCCCGCUAUCGCGCGCUAAUCCGUCAUCAUUUCACACGGUUCCCCCUUCGAUCUGCUUGGAAGCUGCUGGUAAAAGGAACGUCCGAUGCGAUCAGGGUAAACGAGAAGAAGAGAAGAAGAGGAAGAGAGAAAUAGAGAGGAUUUCUUUUCUCUCCCGCGGAGAAAGUGUACAGUGUAUUCUUAGUGGAUGCUAUCACGAGGAUCGGUAGCUAGUUCGUGAUGGGGGUGGCAACCAGUUUAUCAGACGUUUUCGCUACGAGAAGUCCGCCGGGAAGAUAAUGCAGAUAAAUGCCUCCGGAGGGAAGAGAGAACAGUAACAAAGGAUUACAUGUUGUCAGGUUCAGCGGGUGGACGUCAUCGGUCGUUUGGUGGAUCGCGUCCGGUCAAUGGGAGACAGCAACCACCGUCGAGAGCCGAAGCGAGAACGAUGAAUGUCACGAGAUAGUAGAUCGAUGAAACGUUGUUUGUUACGCUUUUCAAAGUUUAAGCAACCUUCGUUGUUGUUCCGUUCGACAUUUCCGUUUUGUUAGUAACGCGUUUGUCCGCGGCGCUCUUUCCUUUUUAAGGAUCGCCGGUAAACUGGAAUUGAACAAAGUCUCGUCGAGGAGUCGUUUCCGUCGGUUGCAGCCGAGACACAAGUUUGCAGAUAGAAUGGAAAGGAAGUUGCGAUCGGACGAGAUGAAAUACGUGGACGGUGCUGGUCGAACGAUAUUCCUCGGGAAACGGUAAGCCGAUCGAAAGGAGAAAAUAAGUAAACCCUGGCGAAAGGAUAACGAGAUGAAGAAUGAAAGAUGUUGCAGACGCGACGUGGACGCGAUUGAAACGCUAACAUCGAUCGAUUAGAAUGAAAUCGUGCGAGUACGCGUCAAUCGCACGUGCACGUUGGAAAAAUCGAGCCAAGGGAAACGGUUACUGUUGUUGUUGCUGCUGUUGUUAUUGUUGUUGUUAACGAGAGGAGGGAAGUGACAGGAACCCGUACCAGCCGAUUCGACGCAGUCAAUUAAAGCUCGACUCUAUUAAAUUUAAGCAUCGACAAGCGGAACGCGUUCGAUCGCACCACUCGCACAAUGAGAUAAUAGGAGAACCGGUGGUAAGAUUACGAGUAGUAAUCGAAAGGCCGGCCGGCCGGUAUAAUAAAGCCAAUUAAAAGUGUCAAUCGAUAAUCGAUAGAUCGUCGCCGCUUUCACGAUAGUGGUUCGGAAAGUAAUAGAACGAGAAAGAGGAUGGCUACGAAUCCAAGAAGACGUCGACAGCGAUGCUGGCGUGGUCUGUUCGCGACCGCAUACCUCUGCGCUUUCCUCCUCUGGCUCAACGGAAUUUUCAGCUGCGCCGCUCAAAAACCGAUCAAUCUAGGGGGUGUGAAGAGGCGAGACGUUUACAUCGCCGGAUUCUUCCCGUACGGUAGCCACGUGCCCGAGAGCCAUAUAGGGCGAGGCGUAAUGCCCUCGGUGAAGCUCGCCGUCGAUCACAUCAACGAGGACACCACCGUGCUGAGAAACUAUCGGCUGCACAUGUGGUGGAACGAUACAGAGUGCAACACCGCGGUCGGGGUGAAGGCGUUUUUCGACAUGAUGCAUAGCGGACCGCACAAAGUGAUGCUGUUCGGAGCAGCCUGCACCCACGUCACCGAUCCCAUCGCUAAAGCGUCCAAACACUGGCGUCUAACGCAGCUUAGCUACGCCGACACGCACCCAAUGUUCACGAGCAACAGCUUCCCGAAUUUCUUUAGGGUGGUACCCUCUGAGAACGCUUUCAACGCUCCCCGUGUAGCCCUUUUGAUACACUUCAAUUGGACCAGAGUCGGUACAAUUUAUCAAAAUGAACCGAGAUACGCCCUGGCGCACAAUCGACUGGUCGCCGAUUUGGACGACAACAAAAUGGAAGUGGUGGAGACGCAAAGUUUCGCCACCGAGGUGAGCUCCGCCCUCGAGAAGCUGAAGGAAAAGGACGUUAGGAUAAUUCUAGGCAAUUUUAACGAAGUCUGGGCUAGACGAAUAUUCUGCGAGGCCUACAAGUUCGGUAUGUUCGGGAGAAAGUAUCAAUGGGUUAUCAUGGGAACGUACGGGGAGAAAUGGUGGCUUCGAUCCGGAGGCGGCUGCGAUCCCUCCGAACUCUCGGAAGCUCUGCACGGUGCCAUUUUGACGGACCUUCUGCCCUUGUCCACGGAAGAACGGUCCACUGUAUCUGGAAUCACGCCGGAUCAAUAUCGAGUCGAAUACGAUUCGAGACGAGGCAGCGAUUACUCGAGAUUCCACGGAUACACAUACGACGGCAUAUGGGCGGUCGCGUUGGCCAUACAACACGUGGCACGUAGAAUAAGGCAUUACCGUCGCAAUCAGACUAUAUCGGAUUUCAGAUACAGAGAUGCGCUCUGGGAGAAGCUGUUCCUCGAGGCGCUGAAAAACACCAGUUUCGAGGGUGUGACGGGUCCUGUACGUUUCUACGAUAACGAAAGAAAAGCUUACAUUCUGUUGAAGCAGUUUCAAAGUAGCAGCGAAAUUAAGGUAGGAGAAUUCGACGCGGUGACCGGUGUUUUGGAUCUAACCAGAGGCGAUCCUCUCGUUUGGAGAGGCAGAUCACCGCCGAAAGAUCGAACUCUUCACAUCAUCGAGCACUCGACUGUAAAUAUUACCAUCUACGCUGUGCUCGCGUCGGCGGCUAGCGUGGGUAUCGUCAUGGCGGCCAUUUUUCUCGCCAUCAAUAUUAAAUAUAGAAAUCAAAGAUACAUAAAAAUGUCAUCGCCGCAUUUAAACAACCUCAUUAUCGUCGGAUGCAUGCUGACCUACAGCAGUGUAAUUUUCCUUGGGUUAGAUUCGCAGCUGUCCAGCGUAACGGCAUUUCCCUACAUAUGCACCGCCAGAGCAUGGCUAUUGAUGGCUGGUUUCUCGUUGGCCUUUGGUUCCAUGUUCUCGAAAACGUGGCGGGUACAUUCCAUCUUCACCGACGUUAAGCUCAACAAGAAGGUCAUCAAAGAUUAUCAGUUGUUCAUGGUGGUCGGUGUAUUGUUGUUUAUCGAUCUAGGAAUUAUGACCACGUGGCAAGUCGCCGAUCCGUUCUAUAGAGAAACGAAACAAAUGGAACCCUAUCCUCAUCCUUCCAGCGAAGAUAUCAUCAUAAUACCCGAGAACGAGUACUGUCAGAGUAAUCGAAUGACCGUAUAUUUAGGGUGUAUAUACGCGUACAAAGGUCUGUUAAUGAUAUUCGGCGCCUUUUUAGCAUGGGAAACGAGACACGUCAGUAUCCCGGCGUUAAACGACAGCAAGUACGUUGGAAUGAGCGUUUACAACGUGGUGAUCAUGUGCGUAACCGGAGCAGCCAUAAGCUUCGUGCUGGCCGACAAACAAGACGCAAUGUUCAUUAUGUUGGCGGUGUUCAUAAUAUUCUGCAGCACGGCCACCCUGUGCCUGGUAUUCGUACCGAAGCUCAUAGAACUACGAAGAAAUCCUCAAGGCGCGAUAGACAAACGUAUCAGAGCCACUCUGCGACCAAUGUCGAAGACGCGACGGGACUCGAGCGUCAGCGAGCUGGAGGAACGUUUGAAAGAAGCUACGCUGGCGAAUCAAAAGUUUCGUUCGCAACUUAUGGAAAAAGAUUCGGAACUUCAGGCGUUUCUAAGAAGACUCGACGAUCAAACGACGACUAACACGGAGGAGGCGAUGGACAGGCUGACGGUCCCACGGCAAGAGGGUCUGUCCGUGACCACGGAAACAACGGAUAUCUCAAUGUCGAUGUGCAGUCUCAAUUCAACUACUAUCUCUCAACCGGAAGGUGACUACACGAACACGACCACAACAGCGACCACGACCGUGACCACGGCCACGGCCACGACCAUCAGCGAGCCGCACGUCGCCAAAAAGAAGACGUCCUUCUCGAAGGUACCGGCGAUCGCGAUCGACAGCGAACGAGUUCCAUUGGUCCCGCAGACGGAUGGAGGAAAGGAAGAGAACUUAUCGGUACCGCAGCCGGUUCUCAAGCACGCGGCGGACGAUUCGGGACGAAGAAGAAGCCGUUCCGGUGCUUCCGGAAAGGAGAGCGAACCUCUUAUCGAGAGAAGCCCAGACUCGCGACCAGACGGAAAAACGAACGUCGAGUUCGUCCCGGAGAUCGUCGAGGAGGGUGACGCUGUUGUCCUCGAAGAGACGGAGAUUCCACGCCACGGUAAACCGAUCAGAUGCAAAGACGAUCGUAGGUCCAGACUUCCGACACCUCCGCCAGCGAAGAACGUCUCGUUCGGCGAACUUCACGAGCAAAACUACCUCGAGCAAGCGAUUUUACCGCCCCCGUUGCAAUUCGUGCCCAAGCAUCGGCAUGCCGUUACAGCGAACGCCUCCUCUCAUCAAUCGCUCAAAAGAAGAUCAUCCGUGAAGAACAACGGAAUGGCUCAUUCUCAUCACGAGCUGUUCCAAAGUCGAAGAACCAGCGUGCCAGUCAACUCCAUCAGUUACAUUUCCACGGAGAACGUGUCCAAGUCCGAGGCGACGGAGAUCUCUCUCGGUUCCUUCGACAAGUCGUACGUGAUCGGUGGUUGCGGUCACAGACUCGCGUUGUUGACCGGUGCCGGUUAUCGGUGCGAGAAACACGGUGGACGAGGGCAUUCUCACGCCAUGUUCAACGGCUCGGCCGAGACGCCGCCACCCUCGAGGAGACAGAAGAAACACUACGAUUCUCAGAACGCCAGUUCUCCGAGCGUACCGGCGAUGGUGAACGCCAGUUGCUCCGACACCGAAAAGUACGAGGAAUCCAUGUCGACGAUCAUUCAGCGAUCAGUGUCGGAACGAUCGAGGGAAAAGUGUCUCCGUCUGCGAAGCGAGGGACACCCGGUGAUCGAGUGCCCUCAUCGCGUGGCACGUCGAAUACGGGAGUGCAGGCACACCGAAUCGAAGCUUCGGCAACAGGCCCGGUUGGAGUACGUGCAGAGCACCCCGAACGUGGCCACAAUUCACAAUAGCAAAUUCGCGAGCGCGAAUCCACGGGGCGGAGGCGGUGGCGUCGGUGGUGGCGGAAUUGGGGGUGGAAAAGCGAACGGCGGCGGUGUCGGGGGUUCGGUGGCAACCAGCUCGGACGUGGUCGGCGGUUCGACGGUGAACGUAUCCAAGAUGUACAGUGCCGUGUCGGACGGUGAAUUGCUGGAUCUAGCGAUCCUGCCGAUAUUUCAGAAACUGCUGACCGAGAGGCACAAGAGCACGUCGAGGGGCGGAUACGGUGCCAGCGUAGCCAGCUGUCCGAAUAUAUCGAUAAAAUGCGACAUCGUUGAAUAUCUUUAACGAUCUUCCGGCAAUUAGUUUUCAAUUUCACGCGAAUAAACGAACCGUUCUCUCUCUUUCUCUCUACCGGGCUCUAACCGUCUCUCGUGGAACGGAUUCAACCGUUUACAAUUACCUUUCCUUCUCCUUUUCCUAUUUUUUUUUUUUGCUCCUCGUUUCUUUUAUCGAUUAUCCUGAUCGUAUAGCGACACGCUCCUUCGUUUGUAAACCGCGAACAGUUUCCUCUUCCCCUUUCCCACCUAGGCAUCGUAUACAAACGGAUUUCCACGCGUACCAGGAAACUUUCCAACGAGAUCUCUUGGAAAUAAACAGAACAUUUUUUAUAUAAUCGAACUUUUAAUCUAACACGUGCUCGUACGUACGAAAAGAGAUACAUACGAGACUGAACGAGGAUGCCGGCCUCGUGAGAUACUCGAGAGUUUUCCUUGCUGAAACUACUAACGAACGUUAUUCUACUCGAAAACGAUUAUACGUUUCCGACGAAAUACCGUUUUUACUUUUUCUUUCAAACUUUCGCCAUUUUCAUUUCUCUCGUUCCUCGCUCGAUCGUGAAUGAAACAACAAUUGACUUCUGAUUUUUUUUUUUUUAUAUAAUAAAUAACGGAAACGAGAAGAGAAACGUUGCAUCGAUCCCACAAAAGAAACUCGACGAAAAGAUAGUCUGUAUCGAAAGCAAACUUAGGAAGGUGUAUAGCGUACGCAUCUAAUGUAAUCCUCUGUCACUAUAAGCGUAAACAUCCUUUUAAAUAAUUUCAUAGCCUAUAAAAUAUUCGUACGAUCGCUGUUUAGCAAUUCGAAGCAUAGAUGCACAAUUCAAAGAUUGAAACGUUUUGUUUCUUUUUUUUUCUUUUUCUUAUUCCUCGAUCAGUUAAAAAGGAUCGUAAUCGUUCUUCGAGACAGUUUGAAAAGUGAAGUGGAAAUAAAGGUGAUUUUUCAAACGAUUCCCUUCCUAUCGCCUAAAACUAUACUCGCUUUUUUCACCGUAAAUGGCCGGCUUCUCUUUGUUAACCGUGUAAGUAAGUUAUCUGUUUCGAUCUGAUCGUGAUGGAUCGGCGAUGAAAAUUUUGAAUGUGAAUUGCAUGUCUAGCGAAGAGAAUCGAUAAAAAAUAUUACAAUCCAUUUCGUUUCGUGUGUGCAUUUUCAUUUUCUAACGACGAUCGAGAAGCCUACGAUUAAUACUACGAGGUCGAAAAGGCGUCCGGAUGUUUAGAAAAGCGUACUACUAUCUGAGAGCCUAAUGCUCGUUACAGGAUCUUUAAUUGUGUGGUUACGCGAGUCUUGUACAUAACUCUCGAAAUAAAUGUCAUGUUUACAGGUAAAAAAAAAAUAGGCGUUUGUCGUGUAAAAAAAAAAAAAAAAUAUGAAUUUACCCGUUGUUUUCUCGUCAAACGAUCAGAAUGGAUCGUUCGCGGCAUCGCACUGGUAUUCCCUUCGUUUUGUAUUUCCGAAGCAAUACUUGUCUUUGUAUCCGUGUAUCGUACACGUAUGCGUGUUAUUAAUAGUUAGUCGUUCGCGAGCCUCGUGAAGCACGAAAAAAAAAAAAAAAAAAAUUUCACACGAACCUUGACAAAUUUCUAUAAUUUAUAACAACUAAGGGUCGAUACUAACAGGUCAAUUAUAUUAAAUUUUAUCAAUAAAGUUGGUUCAUUCGUUUUACCAUUUUUAACUCUUUACCAUUUUAAACGUAAAGAUCUCACUGCUCGUAACGUCGUUACAAUUGUGAACAUUUCUCCGAAACAAUUACACGUGCUCGCCGGUUGCUUUAAACGGCAUUGAAAUUAUGUUCGCCAAUGUAAUUGUAUAACAAGUCGUAAAAUUACAAAUGGAUUCAUUUGAAUUAACGAAAAGGGGGUCGGAAACGUACGUACACGCUAUCGUAAAUGGUACAAAGAGGUACAGUUGCAUUUUCCAAACAAUUACAAAAUCAUUGUAAUUGUAAGAUUUGAUGUUCGUUCUACGUUCGACGCAGUACAACACGAUUUCCUGUUAAUGUAAAGUUAAUAGAGUUUAAUAAAUUA